This is a messenger RNA of Staurois parvus, 462 nucleotides long. The record is from the annotation of a GenBank genome assembly. NCBI's taxonomy places the organism in Eukaryota, Metazoa, Chordata, Amphibia, Anura, Ranidae.
AUUCUUUAUAUCUGGUCUCCACAGUACACAGAACAUGGAAAUGCAAUUAUUUUAGUAAAUAUAAUCUGCUAAAUACCUCUUGUGACUUUUAUCAGUGUCCAGCAAGCACUGGUUAAAGCUUUUAGGAGUUUUCAUUCUCCCCUGAUUGUCCUAUAAGGCUGCAUGACCCCUGACCCUCUGUCUGGACAGCACUGAUUGGCCCUGUGCUGAUCACAUGCACUCUCCCAAGAAAAAAAAAAACUCUCUAGCUAUACACACCAAACUGAUCAUGUGCAGCUUGCCCCCAAAAACUCUGUUCUAUCGGCAGAUGGAUUGGGGACAGCAACAGAAGGAGAGGAUCAGAGAGGACAGGAUCAAACAGGCUCUUUACACAAUGCAGAGGAUUAACCCCUUAGGUUCCACAGUGAGUAUAACAAGCAUGCUUUACUGCAUAUACAGCUGAUUUUACUGUAGUGGGUUUAG